This is a messenger RNA of Chrysochloris asiatica (Cape golden mole), 3516 nucleotides long. It is a transcript of the gene KIF17, whose product is annotated as kinesin family member 17. NCBI's taxonomy places the organism in Eukaryota, Metazoa, Chordata, Mammalia, Afrosoricida, Chrysochloridae. Gene Ontology annotation, molecular function: ATP binding; microtubule motor activity; microtubule binding. Gene Ontology annotation, biological process: microtubule-based movement. The record is from RefSeq and is a predicted model, not a curated record. Bases 1 to 3516 code for a protein of 1171 amino acids. The transcript has 18 exons.
AUGGCCUCCGAGUCGGUAAAGGUUGUGGUGCGCUGCCGCCCCAUGAACCAACGGGAGCGGGAGCUGAACUGCCAGCCCGUGGUGACGGUGGACUGUGCCCGCGGCCAGUGCUUCAUCCAGAACCCAGGCGCCGCUGAUGAGCCCCCGAAGCAGUUCACCUUCGACGGCGCCUACUACAUGGACCACUUCACCGAGCAGAUCUACAAUGAAAUCGCCUACCCGCUAGUGGAGGGUGUCACUGAGGGCUACAAUGGCACCAUCUUUGCCUACGGCCAGACGGGCAGCGGGAAGUCCUUCACCAUGCAGGGCCUGCCGGACCCUUCCUCCCACAGGGGCAUCAUCCCCAGGGCCUUCGAGCACGUUUUUGAGAGCGUCCAGUGUGCAGAGAAUACCAAGUUCCUGGUCCGGGCCUCCUACCUGGAGAUCUACAAUGAGGACGUCCAUGACCUGCUGGGGGCUGACACCAAACAGAAGCUGGAGCUGAAGGAGCACCCCGAGAAGGGUGUGUACGUGAAGGGGCUAUCGAUGCACACGGUGCACAGCGUGGCCCAGUGUGAGCGCAUCAUGGACACAGGCUGGAAGAACCGCUCUGUCGGCUACACCCUGAUGAACAAGGACUCCUCCCGCUCACACUCCAUCUUCACCAUCAGUAUUGAGAUCUACGCUGUGGACGAACGGGGCAAGGACCACCUCCGGGCGGGCAAGCUGAACCUGGUGGAUCUGGCGGGCAGUGAACGGCAGUCCAAGACGGGAGCCACAGGGGAGCGGCUCAAGGAGGCCACCAAGAUCAACCUGUCACUGUCAGCGCUGGGCAACGUCAUCUCAGCUCUGGUGGACGGACGGAGCAAACACAUCCCCUAUCGGGACUCGAAGCUGACGCGACUGCUGCAGGACUCGCUGGGUGGCAACACCAAGACGCUGAUGGUCGCCUGCCUGUCACCCGCUGACAACAACUACGAUGAGACACUCAGCACGCUGCGUUACGCCAACCGAGCCAAGAACAUCAAGAACAAGCCACGCAUCAACGAGGACCCCAAGGACGCCCUUCUGCGCGAGUACCAGGAGGAGAUCAAGAAGCUCAAAGCCAUUCUGGCUCAGCAGAUGAGCCCCAGCAGCCUGUCAGUCCUGCUGUCCAACCAGGUGCCCCUAAACCCUGGCCAGUUUGAGGAGAAGCCACUGCCGCCCCCACCUGUGGUCCAGCAUGACACAGAGGCCGAGAAGCAGCUGAUCCGGGAGGAGUAUGAGAAGCGCCUGGCCAGGCUGAAGGCUGACUAUGAGGCAGAGCAGGAGUCUCGGGUCCGGCUGGAGGAGGACAUCACUGCCCUGCGCAACUCGUACGACGUGAAGCUGUCCACCCUAGAGGAGAACCUGCGGAAGGAGACAGAGGCUAUCCUGAAGGCAGAAGCCAUGUACAAGGCCGAGGUCAUGUCCAGGGCUGAGUUGAUCAACAGAUAUGAGUCCUCACCUGCUUUCCAGUGCGACUUGGCCUUCCAGCCCCAGCUCCGCUCCAUGCCCCGCCCUCCACCCAGGCCUGAGGUCUGCAAGUCUGAGAGUUCUUCCCAGCUGGACCAGCUGCCCGUGGUGCCGAACUCCAAGUCUGAGAUCUCCUUUGUGUCAGAUGAGUCAUCCACGCUUGAGGAAACAUCUGGGUCUGAGGUCUUCCCCGGGCCUGAUGAGCCCUCCAACCUGGGCUUCUCACUGCCUGAGGAGGGGUCCAAGGACACGUACUUCCUGAGUGAGUGUCUCAGGCAGGAGGCGGAGGGGCCCCUGCAGGAGGCCAUGCCCUACCUCCUGGAAGAGGAACCGCUGACUCUGGAGCUGCUGCCAGGCCUGCAGGACCCAUUUGCCGAGCUGGAGGCCAAGCUGGCCAGGCUCUCCUCCACGGUGGACACACCCCAGCGCCCUGAGCAGCACCCCUCCCUGACGGGUGUGCUGCAGUCCAGAGACCCCAGGUCUGAAGCCAAGGCAGCCAGCCAUGUCUUGCCCAGGACCGAGGCUGACCCACCCCCGGAAGUGGCUGAGGAGGCAGUGGCCACAGCAGAGCUGGGUGUUGAGGCCAAAGCUGAGGCCGCUGUGUCCUCGGUGGCCCAGCCUACCCCCCUGCUGGCCCUCGGAGGCCUGAGGAGGGGGAGUGUGGGCAUGGAGGUGGCAGCACCUCCCUUGGUGGACCAGCAGCAGGUGCUUGCCCGCUUGCAGCUGUUGGAGCAGCAGGUGGUGGGCGGGGAGCAGGCCAAGAACAAGGACCUGAGGGAGAAGCAGAAGCGGCGAAAGCGGUACGCUGAUGAGCGCAGAAAGCAGCUGGUGGCGGCACUGCAGAACUCAGACGGGGACAGUGGGGACUGGGCGCUGAUGAACGUCUACGACUCUAUCCAGGAGGAAGUGAGGGCCAAGAGCAAGCUUCUGGAGAAGAUGCAGAAGAAGCUUCGGGCAGCAGAGGUGGAGAUCAAAGAUCUGCAGUCGGAGUUUGAGCUGGAGAAGAUAGACUACUUGGCCACCAUCCGCAGGCAGGAACGGGACUUCAUGCUCUUGCAGCAGCUGCUGGAGCAGGUGCAGCCCCUGAUUCGCCGGGACUGUAACUACAGCAACCUGGAGAAGAUUCGGCGCGAGUCCUCCUGGGAUGAGGAGAAUGGCUUCUGGAAGGUCCCUGAGCCCGUCGUCAUAAAAACCAGCCUCCCAGUAGCAGUUCCACCAGGGCCAUCAAACAAAGCAGCCCGCAAAACCUCUGCAGCGGACACCGGCGAAGCAGGCAUGGAGGAAGACCGCUACAAGCUAAUGCUCAGUCGGAGCGACAGUGAAAAUAUUGCCAGUAACUACUUCCGACCCAAGAGGGCCAGCCAGAUCCUCAGCACGGAUCCCAUGAAGAGCCUCACUCAUCACAACUCACCACCAGGCCUCAGCUCCUCCCUCAGCAACAACUCUGCCAUCUCACCCACUCAGGCCCCAGAAAUGCCCCAGCCCCGGCCCUUUCGCCUCGAAUCCCUGGACAUUCCCUUCACUAAGGCCAAGCGCAAGAAAAGCAAAAGCAACUUUGGCAGUGAGCUUCUAGCCCAGCAAGGGCUGAGCCUCUGCCUGGGACCCACUCCAUCUUUCCUUACCACAUCAGUGUUUCCACCUGUUAGCCUGCCCAGAGCCUUAGUCCUGCUUCAGCCCUGCCUCAAGGCCUUACCAGCAGCCCAGUCAGUGUGCGUCAAGUUGUCGCUGGGCGCCUCCUUGUCUGUCCCUUGUGGGGAUGCUGCCUCUUGGCCAGGGGUUCAUAACUCCCCAGAGCAGUUAGAAAAGACCCUAGGGUUUCUGCAGCUCCCUGAAGUCUUGAGUGGUUCAGAGAAACCGCCAGCAUGCAAGAACUGUCCCACCGGCUUCCUCACUCUCACCGCCAAAGCUGCUGCUAAGGACGCCGGGCCCCGGCCUUUCCUAGUCACUUCCGGGUGGAGCGCCACGACCGCGAGCAGCGAUUGGGUGAUCGUGGACGGGGCACUUCCGGUACCCAGGUGCUGGGCACUUUGGCAGGAAGAGUAA